CGGGGGACGGGAACGGGAGGCGGACACGGAGCGCCCCUCUCCCCGGGCGGCACCAACCGCUUCCCCGAGCUUGUGAGCGAGUGUCUCCAGCCCCCAGGGAGACAUCCCUGAAGCUGGAGUGUGGUGAGAGAUUUGUAACCCGCCCCAGCUGACCCCGAUUGUGUCUCGUCCCCCCAUCCCCACGCUUACAGAGUCCGGAUCUCCCAGAUCUAGCCACCGAAGGUAGCGGCCGCUUGGGUCCCAUCAUGGCGUUUCCUGAACCGAAGCCCAAGAAGCCAGAGCUGCCAAAGAAGCUGGUGCAGAAUCUGGAGUGCAAACAGGGAGCGGUCAGGGCAGUGAGGUUUAAUGUGGACGGAAAUUACUGUCUCACCUGCGGAAGCGACAAGUCCCUGAAGCUGUGGAACCCCCACAAAGGGACCCUCCUGAAGACCUACAGUGGCCAUGGCUACGAAGUGUUGGACGCAGCUGGUUCCUUUGAUAACAGCCAGCUCUGCUCCUGCGGGGCUGACAAAACGGUCGUCCUGUGGGACGUAGCCAGUGGGCAGGUGAUCCGCAAGUUCAGAGGUCACGCAGGGAAGGUGAACUGCGUGCAGUUCAACGAGGAGGCCACCGUGAUCCUGUCGGGCUCUAUUGAUUCCAGCGUCCGCUGCUGGGACUGCCGCUCACGCAGACCCGACCCAAUCCAGAUCCUGGACGAAGCCAAGGACGGGGUGUCCAGCCUGAAAGUGUCGGAUUACGAGAUCCUCUCUGGCUCCGUGGAUGGCCGCGUCCGGCGCUACGACCUGCGCGCAGGGGAGCUGUACUCGGAUUACGUUGGAAGUCCUGUCACCAGCGUGUGUUUCAGCAAGGACGGGCAGUGCACGCUGGCUGCCAGCCUGGACUCCACCCUGCGCCUGCUGGACAAGGACACUGGGGAGCUGCUGGGAGAAUACACCGGCCACAAGAACACAGCCUACAAGCUGGAUUGCUGCCUGAGCGAGAAGGACACGCACGUAGCCAGCUGCUCGGAGGACGGGAAGGUGUAUUUCUGGGACCUGGUUGAGGGCUCCCUGACGCUGAGCCUGCCCGUUGGCAGAGGCGUGGUCCAGUCCCUGUCCUUCCACCCCAGCGAGCCCGGCCUGCUCACCACCACCGAGGGGCACGUGCAGUUCUGGAGAGAGGAGUCCCACACGGCAGAGGAGCAGCCACCAGGCUGCUGAGCUGGAGCAUCGGGCAUCCAUCCAUCCAAUCACACACGGACUCAGCCUGGGGGCAGCUGCUUUAUUGAGCCAUGUCUCUGAGUCGGGGCCGGGACUCUACAGACUCUGUGGGGGAGCAGCAGCAGCGAGCCCCAGAGCAAGCCAUGCAGGAGUCAUAGGCCUGCCCAGCACCGAUGUACCAACCAGUGACCCUACAGUCCCCAUCUAACCACCUGGCCCCCCACUAUCACCCUACACUCCAGGGGGCGGCUGGACACAGCCCCAGCUGGCUCAGGGGCCUGGGAGACUUCAGAAGAUACUAGGGGCUAACAUUAACGGGGAGGCACCCCCCACCCCUCCAAGGGCUCUGACCAUCCUCCGUCUGGGACUUU
Messenger RNA from Chelonia mydas (Green sea turtle), 1570 nucleotides. It is a transcript of the gene WDR83, whose product is annotated as WD repeat domain 83. Gene Ontology annotation, cellular component: catalytic step 2 spliceosome. The transcript is spliced from 10 exons. Bases 246 to 1199 code for a protein of 317 amino acids. Gene Ontology annotation, biological process: mRNA splicing, via spliceosome. Lineage: Eukaryota; Metazoa; Chordata; Testudines; Cheloniidae. The record is from RefSeq and is a predicted model, not a curated record. Gene Ontology annotation, molecular function: protein binding.